Pararge aegeria (speckled wood butterfly) is the source of this 1033-nucleotide messenger RNA. It is a transcript of the gene galla-2, whose product is annotated as MIP18 family protein galla-2. Bases 80 to 547 code for a protein of 155 amino acids. Gene Ontology annotation, cellular component: cytosolic [4Fe-4S] assembly targeting complex. Gene Ontology annotation, biological process: iron-sulfur cluster assembly. The record is from RefSeq and is a predicted model, not a curated record. The transcript is spliced from 3 exons. Lineage: Eukaryota; Metazoa; Arthropoda; Insecta; Lepidoptera; Nymphalidae.
UCAAAUGUGUCAUUUGGUAAACAAAAACACGGAUUUGCCUAUGUGAAUACUUUCGAUAUUUUUAUUAAAAGCUUGCAAAAUGACGAAACUAGCCGACAACGUAAACCCCGAUGUAUACGACAAGGGUUCAGAACGGGAAAUAACUUCAAACGAAAGAAAUGAAGACAUCGUCGACGAAAUCGACCAAAGGGAGGUGUUCGAUUUAAUACGCAAUAUAAAUGACCCCGAACACCCCUUGACCCUUGAGGAGCUACGAGUGAUUGAGGAGAAGAAUAUAUUCGUGGAUAAUAAGCAGAAUGUGGUGAAUGUGUACUUCACACCUACGAUACCUCAUUGCAGUAUGGCAACUUUAAUUGGCUUAUCCAUCAGAGUGCAGCUCCUCAGAGCCCUGCCGAGUCGUUUCAAAGUGACAGUGGAGGUGUCAGAAGGCACCCACAUGUCAGAGCAUGCUGUCAAUAAGCAACUAGCCGACAAGGAACGAGUUGCAGCUGCCCUUGAGAACAACAACCUUGUGCAGAUCAUCAACCAGUGUAUUGUUAACUCAUGAAGUAAUCCUAGUUUUAUGAGUGGAAAUGUGUGUCUGUUUCAUACUUUAUUGCCAAGACAUCUCACCAAAAUAGAAGAGGGAUUCUUAUUUGUAUGGAAGCUGGCAUAACAACCUGUCACCAUAUUUUUCUUUUUAUAUGAAAAUAGUAUGCAUAGGUCGUAAAUAUGGACGGCAUGUAGAUAACAAAAGACUUAUAGGCACAUUCGGAAAAUAUUCAUCAUAUAAUAUCUGUAAAAACCCUGCAUCAAUAUGUUGAUAUUGCAUGGAUACAUACAAAGCAUGGACUUUAUGUACUUUUUGUUAUGUAAAACAAGUGCUGUAAAAUAAAUCAAAAGAAUUGAAAUCUCUAUGCAUAUCAGAGAUUUAUAAUUUACGCGACUGGAGACAACCGGUGGCACUCUGAAUAUUUGAUAUGCAUUCAAAAUGUAGAAUAUUAAGAAUAAUUAAAUAACUAUGUAAUAAAAGCAAAAUUGAAUCAGAAAUAAA